Messenger RNA from Talaromyces stipitatus ATCC 10500, 1749 nucleotides. Its product is annotated as MAP kinase kinase (Mkk2), putative. The transcript is spliced from 4 exons. Gene Ontology annotation, molecular function: ATP binding; protein kinase activity. The record is from RefSeq and is a predicted model, not a curated record. Lineage: Eukaryota; Fungi; Ascomycota; Eurotiomycetes; Eurotiales; Trichocomaceae. Gene Ontology annotation, biological process: protein phosphorylation. The coding region runs from base 1 to 1503 and encodes 500 amino acids.
AUGUCGUCCCCAGCACCUCUCCUCAGGCCUCCAGUGCCCGGCGGUCGCAACAACAGCGGCACCCGCACGCCCCGUCUUACCCUUGGCAUCCCUCCGUCUCCCAGCACGAAACCAGUCAAUCCUUCCAACGAAGAUCCACGAAUAUCAGACAUCCCCCUCCCGCAACCAUCAAGUCGACCUGCGCCACCGCAACUUCGAUUGGCGACUCCUAUGAGAAGUAGCAAUAAUCAGCCUGGUGAGGUUGGAAGGCCGACACCGUAUUUGAGCAGUAUUUCAACGAGCAGCAAUAGUCUCGGUGACGGCAGUAAUGGUCUGUCUACGUCCGGGAGUGUCACCCAUCAAGAUGGGAAGACUAGUGGUCCCGGUAGUGCUUCCUCUUCGUCAUACUCGACUUUGUCAUUUGCUAUGGGGCUACGCCAGCCGACUAUUGGCACUCCGGAUCCGUCCUCAGCCAUUAGCUCUGUUUACUCGGAUCGAGACGGUGGUGUAUCCAUGGAAAGAGACAACAGCGUCAAUAGCUUGCUACCGGAUCUCGACAAGUUGAGUCUCGAUAAGGGACGACCGCUUGACGUUGAAGAUCUGGAUGACCAGGGCUGGUUGGCAGCUAGUGAACAGAAGAAAAUUGUUGAACUUGGAAGUCUCGGAGAAGGUGCCGGUGGUGCAGUGACGCGAUGCAAACUGAAGGAUGGUAAUACCAUAUUUGCUUUAAAGAUUAUCACCACCGACCCUAACCCCGACGUCAAGAAACAAAUUAUCCGAGAGUUGAAUUUCAACAAAGACUGCGCAUCUGAGCAUAUCUGUCGAUACUAUGGUGCAUUCAUGGAUAAAUCUACAGGCACUAUCUCAAUUGCUAUGGAAUUCUGCGAGGGAGGAAGUUUGGAUAGCAUCUACCGUGAAGUUAGGAAACUCGGCGGGCGAACAGGCGAAAAAGUGUUGGGCAAGGUUGCCGAAGGCGUUCUCAAUGGCCUGACCUAUCUGCACAGUCGAAAGAUCAUUCACAGAGAUAUCAAACCAUCCAAUAUUCUACUUUGUCGAAACGGUCAAGUCAAACUGUGCGAUUUCGGCGUCAGCGGAGAAUUCGGCACAAAAGGAGACGCCAACACUUUUAUCGGAACAUCAUACUACAUGGCUCCCGAACGAAUCACGGGUCAGUCGUACACCAUCACUUCAGACGUCUGGUCCCUAGGCGUCACAUUACUCGAAGUCGCUCAACACCGAUUUCCAUUCCCGGCAGAUGGAACAGAGAUGCAACCCCGCGCUGGACUGAUUGAUUUAUUAACGUAUAUCGUCCGACAACCCAUUCCAACGCUAAAAGACGAACCAGAGAACAAUAUUCACUGGUCUGAUAAUUUCAAAUACUUUAUUGAGUGCUGCCUUGAAAAAGACCCUCCACGAAGAGCCACGCCGUGGCGGAUGCUGGAUCAUCCAUGGAUGCAGGACAUUAAGAAUAAAAAAGUCAAUAUGGCUAAUUUUAUUAAGCAAGUAUGGGGAUGGACUGACUAGCUGGCCAUCAUCCAUUCCACUGAUUGCAUAUAGACGGGCUGUGCCUGUUGCAAUUGAAUAUUUUAUCAUGACACUUUUGAACUAUUGAUUGCAUGAGACUAUACUCAUGUUGUGUGUUGCACCGCAUGGCUACGUCCCUGUUUCGGUACUUCGUCUCUGUCCUUUCCUCAUAUCUGGGCGUUUGGUUGGUUCAUAUAUUUAUCGAUUAUAUAUCAAACAAUACAUACGACAUGCAUGACAUUCAUC